GUACGUGCAGCUGCAGUGGCAGUGAAGGUGGAGAACCACCUUCUUCCCACCACCUCCUCUGCAAGCUGCACCGUUUCCUACUGGGGGCAGCUCCGGGCGGGUGCAGCAUGUGAGAGCCCCCCCAGGCACAUCAGCUGCACCAGGUGCCACCACUGCAAGGGAGCAAGAGAACCAUUUUCGGAAGCAUUUUUAGAGGAAGAUGGAGAACCCACUUCUUUUAUUCCCCCAGCUGAACAUUUCUGCUUCAAAGGAUAAAUCCUAUUACAAAGUCAUGAAAUCGGUGAUUAAAGAAGAGCCACACAAAGCAAGCAAACCUGGAGCUAAGCAGAAGAGAAAUAGGCUGAGCCUGCUCCUGCAGAAACCUGAAUUCCAUGAAAGUGACCAUCUUGGUAAACCUGGAAACAUGGCAAAACCAGCAAGCAGUGUGUCUCCUGAAGAAGCAGUGAAAUGGGGAGAAUCUUUUGACAAACUGCUUUCUGAGAAAGCUGGGCUGGAUGCCUUUACAAAGUUUCUGAAAACUGAGUUCAGUGAGGAGAACAUCGAGUUCUGGAUAGCUUGCGAGGAUUACAAGAAAAGCAAAACUGCACAUGAACUUCUGCCAAAAGCUAAGACCAUUUUUGAAACAUUCAUACAGAAAGAUGCUCCAAAGGAGGUGAAUUUGGACUUUCACACCAAAGAAGCCACAAGUCAGAAUAUUCACCAGCCCCUCAUCACCACCUUUGACACAGCACAGAACACAGUCUACAGGCUGAUGGAGCAAGACAGCUACCCACGCUUCCUGAGAUCUGAUCCUUAUUUAAAUCUGGUUAAAGGGAGAAAUCCCAAUCGUCCUACCCUUAGGAGGCGGUCACGGUCUUUUACUGUCAAUGAUUUUCAAGGUGUACGCCCAGACUUUACUGUCUGGUAACAAGAAACCUAUGCCCU
Molecule: messenger RNA, 924 nt
Organism: Neopelma chrysocephalum (saffron-crested tyrant-manakin)
Lineage: Eukaryota; Metazoa; Chordata; Aves; Passeriformes; Pipridae
Product: regulator of G-protein signaling 18-like
Exons: 5
Coding region: 200-907 (235 amino acids)
Source: RefSeq, a predicted model, not a curated record